AUGACACAACAACUACGACUCUCUGACGGGCGCGUCCUUGACUACAAGAUCUCCGGGGCGCAAGAUGGCUUCCCACUUCUGUGGAUUCACGGCACACCAGGUGCAUACACCGUGUUUUCCGACUUGGAGGGUAUGUGCAGAGAAAAAGGCGUGAAGCUCAUUACCAUGUCAAGAGCCGGCUAUGGUAGCUCGACCAGGCAAAGAGGGAGAUGUAUUGUUGACGUGGUGCCGGACUUGAAACAGCUCACUGAGCAUCUCAAUAUCAAGAGGUGCUUCGUGGCGGGUUGGAGCGGCGGCGGACCGCACGCCCUUGCUUGCGCGGCCGGAUUGCCCGGAUGUGUCGCUACUCUGGUAAUUGCUGGGGUUGGUCCCUGGAAUGUUGAAGAUCUGGAUUUUCUGAAUGGCCAAGGCGAAGAUAAUGUCAAUGAGUUUAAUGCCGCCCUUCAAGGAGAAGAUGCAAUUCGUCAGUUCUGUGAAGGUGAGCGGCCUGGAAUGAUAAAGGGUGAUGCGAGUGACCUCGUCGCAGCCAUGUCUAGCAUCCUCCCGGACGUGGACAAAAAAGCCCUUCUGGAAAACGACACGCUUGGCCAGUUUCUAGUGGAUAAUAUUCGAGAAGGCCUCAAAAUUAACUCAGAUGGGUGGAUCGAUGACGACUUGGCCUUUAUUCAGCCGUGGGGUUUUGACUUGAAUGAGAUCAAGGUGCCCGUCUUGCUGUAUCAAGGAAGCGAAGACAAGAUGGUUCCGUUUGCUCAUGGAGAAUGGCUUGCGAAACACAUCCCUUCCGAGUUUUGCAAAGCUCACCUAUUGCAGGGUCAGGGACAUAUUUCUAUCGUUUUGGGUCAGUUGGAGGCUAUGCUGGAUGGUUUGUUGCAAUACCGAUGA
This is a messenger RNA of Pochonia chlamydosporia 170, 882 nucleotides long. Its product is annotated as valacyclovir hydrolase. NCBI's taxonomy places the organism in Eukaryota, Fungi, Ascomycota, Sordariomycetes, Hypocreales, Clavicipitaceae. The transcript is spliced from 3 exons. The coding region runs from base 1 to 882 and encodes 293 amino acids. The record is from RefSeq and is a predicted model, not a curated record.